AUGAUGGUGGUGCCUGGCAGCGCCCCGGUCAUACAACAGGACCAUGCUCUGGAGCCCGCCCUAGGACGAGACCCCCCGGAGAGCUCUGCCAUGGGCCCUGAGACGGAGCCAGCGUCCCAGGAGGUGGGCACGGAGCUGGAGGAGGUGCAGAAGCUGCAGGAGCUGAUGCGGAGGCUGGAGGUGGAGAGUCAGAGACGCAAGAAUAGCAGGGGCCUGCCUGGGACAAGCGAGAUUCGCACCGGGGUGGAUAACCACAACCCUGCUCUUAACGGGAUGGAAAUUCAUAACAGCAUCAAUGCCAUCACGGAGAAGCAGGAAUUGCAAAUAAUGGCAGAUCUACACAGCCAGUUAAGCAAAAUAAGGAAGGAGGAAGGAGAGAACAACUGCUUGAGAAAAGACAUUGAUGCCCAAAUGCAGUAUAGCUGCAACAGCGCUGGUGAGGAGUUGUCCACCACUGUGCACAAGGCGGGAAUGAAGACGGAUGAUAAUGUAUGGUGUCCUGCACGUGUGGAUACAAGUGACAGCAUGGAGCUCACGGGCAACUUGGUCAUUGCAGGUGUCGAUUCCUCGGUUAAAAUGAAUGAACAAAAUCCCAGUGAGAAAUGCAGAGAUCCAAUAAGUCUUUCGAACAACGCGGAUCUGGAUGAAGUGAAGGUGUUAGAACUUGAAAAUUGCUAUGAGGAAGAAGAUAGCUGGCUCUACGUGUCCCCGAGAAAAUCUGCUACAGAUCCGAAAACAGACUCGCCUUUAAAGUGGUGCCGACAGGUGCUGGAUAACCCCAGUCCCGAGACAGAAGCAGCCUGCCGAACCCUUAUAAACAGACUCGAUCAAGCCAGUAGAUGGAAAAACCUGUAUUGCAGCCCGUUGGCAUCACCCAGCGCACAUAACUUGAAUACAGAGACAGGCUCCUGUAGCAAUGCACUAAACUCUCCCGGGCACCUCAAAUCGACUAACAAAGCACUACUAACCUGUGGCAGCUCAGGUUACCUGAGCAUGCACUCUGCGCUCAGCUCCCAGUCGUCGGUGGACAGCGAGCUGAGCACCUCCGACGACUCCAUCUCCAUGGGGUACAAACUGCAGGACUUGACCGACGUCCAGGUCAUGGCCCGCCUGCAGGAAGAGAGCCUCCGCCAGGAUUGUGCCUCCAGCUCUGCCUCCGUGUCACGCCGCAGCUCCAGCGCCUCCCUCCACUCCCUGCGCAGAGGCACCUACAGCGACCAGGAGUUCGACACCUACAGCCUGGAGGAUGAGGACGACUACGACUGCUCCCUGUCGUACCGCAGCGCUCACCGAUACUCACCAUCCCCGCUCAGCUCCCCCCGCUGCCAGUCCCCUUCCUCCAGUGCAGAUUACAGCAGGGCAUCCACAUCCCGCAUCUGUCCCCCAAGGAGAUCUGUGCAAAGUCCGAUGCAGGACCGGCUCAAGUAUGCGAACAGUGAAGAGGAGAUGCGCCACAGCAUGCCCAGCCUGGCCAGGACGAGCCUCCGGGCUCUGGAGUCCGUGCGGAGCAGUCGGAGCCCGGAGUCAGAUCUGCAGGUGCCGAGCAGCCGAAUCCCACGGACACAGCAGCGCUCAGCAGGUCUGGCUCCCAGCAAGCUCAGGUACUCCUCUGGCUCUGGGCAGUCUCCCCUAACGGUGCGGCAGCCGCUGAAGGCCGGGUCAUGCGCAAACUCUCUGUUAGCAGCCAGGCAGCCCGUGAAAGCUGGCAGCUACGGAAGUCCUGUCGGCGGCACUCGAAAACCACAGGCAUCGGCGCCGGGUCCCGGCUCCUCCAGCAGCGGCUGCACCUCCAGGAGCAGCAACGCGGUCACUGUGGCAAAAGUUACACCCAUGAAAGUGCGCACGUCGGUCGGAGGCAUCUCGGUGCCCAGGAGCAAGCCCACGGCACCAUCCAAGAGGUUUGUGCAGGCAGCACCACCCCCCGAGGACGACUCCUGGAAGGACGGGUGCUACUGA
Molecule: messenger RNA, 1956 nt
Organism: Mesitornis unicolor (brown roatelo)
Lineage: Eukaryota; Metazoa; Chordata; Aves; Mesitornithiformes; Mesitornithidae
Product: SLAIN motif-containing protein-like
Exons: 8
Coding region: 1-1956 (651 amino acids)
Biological process (GO): cytoplasmic microtubule organization; microtubule nucleation; positive regulation of microtubule polymerization
Cellular component (GO): microtubule plus-end
Source: RefSeq, a predicted model, not a curated record